This is a messenger RNA of Perca fluviatilis (European perch), 1204 nucleotides long. It is a transcript of the gene avpi1, whose product is annotated as arginine vasopressin induced 1. The coding region runs from base 85 to 807 and encodes 240 amino acids. The record is from RefSeq and is a predicted model, not a curated record. NCBI's taxonomy places the organism in Eukaryota, Metazoa, Chordata, Actinopteri, Perciformes, Percidae. The transcript has 3 exons.
UGUGUGCCACUGACGCACUGGUUGGAAGUGGGUCGGCUUGGCAUUAGUGUGUAGUGUGAAGGUUGUUGUUUAGAUGCUGGUUGAAUGAGCAGACUGUCUGUCUGUGCAUGGUUACAGUUUGUCUCAUUCAAACUACAGACCGGAAGCUUUCCUUCCUGCUUAUCACCUGCCCCCCCCCCCACCCUGAAAUUGUCCUCCUGUCCUUAUAUCACCACCUGGAAGCUCCACCUUCGCAAUAUGGCAGAGGCCCUAGCAUCCACCUCCUCUGAGGAUGGCCUGCCUCUGCAGUGGAAACUUUCCAAUCAACGAAGCAGGAAAUCUGGAUGCUCCAACAUCUUUACAGGGCUCAACCUGCACCAGCUACACAGGCUGUUUAGAACAGCAGGAGACAGAGAUGCUGAACAUCGGGCUAAACUGGUGUGGCGAGGGAUGGAUGCAGAUAUAGAGGGGGCACAGGAGGCGAAGGAGGAGGAAGGGGAGGACAGCGAGGAAGAGGCAGGGCUGGCCCAGGCCUUGGUGAGGCUCCGAGUCCGAGCGAGGAACAAAGCUGGUAUCAGAGCGGACACAGAGAGGCACAAGUGGCUCAGAGCAUCAGGUUAUCUCAGGAUUGAGGAGCCAUUAUCCGGCUACCCUGUCAAGGAUGAGGAGGCUGACAUAGCGCCCAGUUCAGGAGAAUUUCUGUCGGCGACUGAGGAAGACACCUCAGAGAACCAAAACCCCUUUAAACCCUCCUCGUGGAGGUUGGGUGUGGCAAGACAUGAGGGUGCCAGUCACUCUGAACGCUACCUUCACCACAUCAUCCACUAACAACGACUGAAUGGACUAAACUUGGAGCAACACACUGAUGGAAGCUGAAGUCAUGAAAUACAGGAUUGAUUCAGCGCGAAAUGGCAUACUGUAUUAUUACUGUCAGCACCUUCUGCUAAUAUGUACUCUACAUGUUAGACUCCAGCAUAAAGAAAUAUCAGUAAACCUGGGGAUUACUCCAACUAUUAUAUACAAUUCAAAUGUGUAUCUGUUCCAGUGCACGCAUUAUUGGCUGGGCAGUUCGUGUUUCAAUUGCCAGAUAACUCAUGAUAUAUUAUCACUGUCAUCGUGGCAGGAUAUGGAACACUGGAUCAAGAUCACUUUAACAGCAUUUGUAGCAGAGAAUGUUUUGUGUUUUUGUGACUUAAUACUAAAAUAAACAUCUAAAUGAAGAUGC